Acanthoscelides obtectus is the source of this 658-nucleotide messenger RNA. NCBI's taxonomy places the organism in Eukaryota, Metazoa, Arthropoda, Insecta, Coleoptera, Chrysomelidae. The record is from the annotation of a GenBank genome assembly.
AUGACAUGCAUAGACAGACUCCAAUCGUAUUCAAUACUUAACCAUAUACAGUUAGCGUCACAGCCCUCGUCUUAGUAGGAAAAUGUUGAUCCUCUUGGUAUAUUUUGUGACCGAGCUUGUUUUUAGUACGCAGUGCAAGGCCUUGGAACCCACAGGAGAAGGACAACUCAUUCAAGGGUUAAACAGUACAGCAGACCAAAUAGCCCAAAGCUCCACGAGGUCAAAUUUUGGAAGAAUACUUCAAACCAAACACGACCUGUCUGAUUUUCCUCAAUAUCUCUACGACACUCCAAGCCAUCACGAAGAACACACAGAAGAAGCCUCGACAAAAGCACCAAAUAAGAAAAGAGUGAGCACCACUCACUACAGCUACUAUUACUUGGGUAGGAAGCUUUGGUAUGUGCCGCUGUAUUUCAGCAUAUACUUCAUGUUCUACGUGACAGCCCUCAUUCUGAAGGCCAUAACCAGGCACAAAAUACAGCUCAAGCAUGAUCACUCUCUAGGGAAGGGAAGAAGUGCAAGAAUGUUUUCACAACAGAUGAGAAGGGUCGAUCAAGUACACCAGGAUGUAUCUAGAGCGCUUGAGAGAGCUCAUAGAAAAAUUUAUAUAAAUACUUUUGGAUAAAAUAUAAGAAACAAUAAAUGGUUUAUUCUUAAA